AUGGGAAGGCUAUCCUCCACCAUCGAAAUUGCUCACCAUCGCCGCAGACACGAAGAUCGCCGCACUCCUGACUCCGAUGUCUCUGAAGAUCGCCGUCGAUACCGCCGUAGCCCUAGCUAUGAUUCAUACGAUCGUCACAGAGACCGCCGCCGUAGCAUAUCACCCGAAAACAGAAACCCUAGAUACGAUAACAUCAAUCCAAACGGCAACGCUCUUCCAAAGAAAUUCGGCCACCGCAACGGCUCCUAUCUGGACCGUGACCGCAGCGAUUUCAAGCGCUCCGAGUCUGAAUCUGACGAAGAAUUGAAGGGAUUGAGUUUCGAGGAAUACAGAAGGUUGAAGCGGCAAAAGAUGAGGAAGUCGAUGAAGUACUGUAUCUGGAACGUUACGCCGAGUCCUCCGAGACGGGAGAACGAAGAUCUUGAGCAUGUUUACAAAGCUGAAGAGUUUUCUGAGAAAUAUGAUGAGAAGGAUGAUAAGGAGCUUAAACCGAAAGCAAAAUCUGAAUCCGUGUCCGAUGAGUCUGAUGGUAGUGAAUCUGAUAAUCCACGUUUGAGGAAGAAGAGAAGUAAAAGUUCUUCUAAAAAAUCGCGAAGCCUAAGUGAAUCAGAAUCAGAAUCAGAAGAAGAGGAAGAUCGGAAGCGGGGAAGGAAUCGGAAUUAUAGUGAUAGUGAUAGUGAAUCAGAAGAGGAAGAACGUAAGAGGAGAAGGAGAAGUAAGAGGAAGAUAAGUAGAAGGAAAAGGAACAGUAGUAGGAAGAUGAGAAGGCAUAGUGAUUCAGAAGAGAGUGAAAGUGAUGAAUCUGACUCUGAUGGUAGUGAAAGAAAGAGGAAGCAUUCUUCAUCUAGAUCUCGAUCUCGAUCAAAACGAAGCAGGAAAGGAACUAAGAAAAGUGCCGAACCGAUAAGCGAGAGUUCGGAAGAUAAUGAGAUGGUUUCUGAUUCAGCUGCUGUGAAGAUUAAGGAAGCAAUUGUUGUUGAUGAGGUGGAUGUGCCUGAGAUUAAUGCUGAGGCUUUACAAUUAAAGGAAUUGUUAGAGUUACAGAAGAAACCGGCUUUGGAUAACGAGCCAACAGUUGGGCCCAUGCCUCUGCCAAGAGCAGAGGGGCAUAUAAGCUAUGGUGGUGCACUGAGGCCUGGUGAAGGUGAUGCUAUUGCACAAUAUGUUCAACAAGGGAAACGUAUUCCUCGUAGAGGAGAAGUGGGUCUUUCUGCAGAAGAGAUUUCAAAGUUUGAGGAACUUGGUUAUGUGAUGAGUGGCAGUAGGCAUCAGAGGAUGAAUGCAAUUCGUAUCAGGAAAGAAAAUCAAGUUUAUAGUGCUGAAGAUAAGCGUGCUUUGGCUAUGUUUAACUAUGAAGAAAAGGCUAAAAGAGAACAUAAGGUUAUGGCUGAUUUGCAAAGGCUAGUGCAGCGUCACAUUGGUCAGGAUGUUGGUCCAACUCAUGAUCCUUUUGGUGCAAAAGACGGUGCUGAUGCCUGA
Lathyrus sativus (Indian pea) is the source of this 1479-nucleotide messenger RNA. NCBI's taxonomy places the organism in Eukaryota, Viridiplantae, Streptophyta, Magnoliopsida, Fabales, Fabaceae. The record is from the annotation of a GenBank genome assembly.